This is a messenger RNA of Cinara cedri, 692 nucleotides long. Lineage: Eukaryota; Metazoa; Arthropoda; Insecta; Hemiptera; Aphididae. The record is from the annotation of a GenBank genome assembly.
GCUAUAUUGUAAUUUUAUUAUUUAGAUAAAAUAAAUUAUUUUGAAUUUUUUUUGGGGGGCGAUACAUGAGAAAGUCUGUAUAUACUAAAACUGCCCUGGCUUCUUUAUUAACUCUAUAUUCUUUUAGUGGCUUUACAGCUAAUGAAGAAGUGAAGAAGCAGGGUCACAAGAAUACUUCACAAGAGGUGACAAAAACAUCAAACAAAAAGUUAAAAGAGAAAAUGGAUAGGAUAUGUAAUGUCGAUCCAGAAAAAAAAGCUAAAGAAGCUAUUAGAAAAUCUGAAGGGGAUGAAAAGAAUGCGGAUGAAGCUAAAAAGAAAGCCGAUGAUGCCAAAGAGAAAGUUGAAGAAGCAGAUGUAAAGAAAGCUGAACAAGCUAAAAAGAAAGAAGAUUUAAAGUCAGCAAGUACAGAGCAAAAAGUGGUUCCCAAGAAAGUUGAAACUGAUGCUAUAAAAUCUAUUGCUAAUAAAAACAUCGAAGGUAAAGCAAAAAUUGCUGAUUGCGAUGACUCAUAUUCUUGCUGUACUCAAAAAAGAGGAGUAAAAAUAACCUUUGGCGGUACUGUUGAUGCUCAAGGAUAUGGUAAGGUUUCUGCAGGAGAUAGCGAUAAAUUCAAGCACUACAAUGUUAUGGCAGGAAGAGCAGUAGAUUAUUAUACUGCAUACGAGUUGCUGCAAAUAUACGAAAAGUAA